Molecule: messenger RNA, 510 nt
Organism: Cryptomeria japonica (Japanese cedar)
Lineage: Eukaryota; Viridiplantae; Streptophyta; Pinopsida; Cupressales; Cupressaceae
Product: cytochrome P450 71AU50-like
Exons: 1
Coding region: 1-510 (169 amino acids)
Molecular function (GO): iron ion binding; heme binding; monooxygenase activity
Source: RefSeq, a predicted model, not a curated record
AUGGAAUCAAGAGUGGGCAGAGAACGCAAAAUAAAUGAGAGUGACGUCAGAAACUUCGAUUACUUGCGAUGCAUGGUGAAGGAAACAUUUCGACUUCAUCUGCUGUUUCCUCUGCUCAUUCCGCACGAGUCGACGGAAGGGUGCAGCGUGGGAGGAUAUUUUGUUCCGCUAAAGACGAGGCUUUUUGUGAAUGUGUGGGCGAUGGGAAUAGAUGAAAACGUUUGGAAAGAUGCUCAUCUGUUCAAGCCCGAGCGGUUCAUUGGCAGUAAUAAAGAUGUGAGAGGUCAGGACUUCGAUUUGCUGCCAUUUGGAACAGGGAGAAGAGGGUGCCCUGGGAUUUCGAUGGGUGUUUCUGUUGUUGAGUUGGCACUUGCUCAGCUGCUUCAUUGCUUUGACUGGACUGUGGAGGGUGAGGUGGAUGUGGAGGAGGAGUUUGGAUUAACUGUUCCCAAAAAGAAUCCACUGUUUGUCCGUCCUUCAUGGAGGCUCACAGCUGAAUAUCCUAUUUAA